AUGAGCGUCCGCGUUUUCCUCAUUCGUCAUGGAGAAACGGAGUGGUCGGCAGCGCAAAAACAUACUGGCAGCACUGAUCUGCCAUUAACGGAAAAAGGAGAAAACGAGAUCAAGAAAGCUAGAGCUUCGUUUGUCGGGACUGUCAAAUUAAUUGAUCCAGCAAGUAUUCGACGAGUUUACUGCUCUCCGCGAACACGUGCCCUCCAAACAGCAGAAAUUCUGUUUCCCAAUAUCACAAGUAAAUCUCAGCAGAGUAAUGGGCCCAAACUUGAAGUUGCGCCAUGUCUUCAAGAAUGGGAUUAUGGCGACUACGAAGGCCUGACUAGGGAUCAAGUUUUCCAAGCACGAUCCGACCAGGGCGUUGAGAAUUAUCGGGAUUGGAACAUUUGGAGGGAUGGCUGCGCAGGUGGAGAGUCCCCGGUUGAUGUUUCGUUACGCCUUGGGAAUUUUAUUUCACGCUUGAAAAAUGAAAUAGAGAAAGAAAUAAAGGAGAAUCCGAAUCAAAACAGGCCCGGGGAUAUUGUCUGCGUUGCACAUGGGCACAUCCUGUCGUCAUUAGCCAUGGUAUGGGCAAAAAUUCCUCUGGGCAAUGGGGUAAGACUGCUCUUGGAGACGGCUGGCGUGGCAACUUUAGGGUUUGAGCACGAUGAUGUUAAUGAACCUGCAAUUUUUAUUGGUGUCCGCCCCAGAUCGUAA
Talaromyces rugulosus is the source of this 696-nucleotide messenger RNA. RefSeq lists its product as uncharacterized. The transcript is spliced from 4 exons. Gene Ontology annotation, molecular function: sedoheptulose-bisphosphatase activity. Gene Ontology annotation, biological process: ribose phosphate biosynthetic process. Bases 1 to 696 code for a protein of 231 amino acids. Lineage: Eukaryota; Fungi; Ascomycota; Eurotiomycetes; Eurotiales; Trichocomaceae. The record is from RefSeq and is a predicted model, not a curated record.